UGUUUAAAUGUCUCGAUGGAGUAGCCUUGAUAAUUCUGACCAUGCCGACUUCUUCAAACAUGUUUCGCUUGACAUGUGAAUGCGGCAUUGGAUAUUUUUUGUUUGACUUGUUAGGGUAGUGGUCUUUAUUUAUUAUCAAAUUCUUUAGCGAUCACGAAUAAGAUUAUGUGUGGAAAAGUAGUUACACACUUAAAAGAAACAACUCUUAAAUGAUUUGGGUGCUCUUUGUUGGCUUCGUAUGUAGAACACUAAUCGGGAUAUAGCAUUCAAAAAGAUUCUAACUGUGAGAGUUGUUAAACAUUAAUGAGUUUGAUGAGUGAUCACUGGUAUCCCCAUGAAUAACACAUGAACAUGCAGGUGUUUAUGGUUUAUCGUAUUUGAGAAAAGAAAAAAAAAAAUCAAGAAAGUGAGGACGAAAUUCAUUCACUCCAUCUCAUUCCGAGAUUAUGGCUUCCAGGUUGCUGAUAAAACUUUUGGCUCUGCUUUAUUCUUUCUCUGAAACGGAAGGAUGCAAAUCUGUCAUCUGGCUACCCGAAGUCAACGGUAGCUCACUGCUAAACCACGUGAUCCUGAACAUUACAAACAAGCAGAGCCCUGAUGCAUGUCAAGUCGAGUGCUUUAUGAAUGACAACUGUCGAUCAUAUAACUAUGACCGGAAGUUGCAGCUUUGCCAGCUCAGUAACUCAGAUCACAUGGAACACCCGGACGACCUGCUUCCGAGGGAGGGGCUCGCCUAUCAGGGAUUUGAGGAAAGGCGCUUAUUUGGGGAGUUAUAUGAGAGGGACCCACAAUCCUCAACAAAAAAUGCAUGCAGAUCUUCACCAUGCCCUUUAGGUGGAAUAUGUCAAGUAGAUUUCGCCAACAACUCGUACACAUGCGUGCGUCCCUUAAUCAGGAAGAGUAAAAUAAUAUGUGAGAAUGAAAAUGCACAGUUGUCCUGCUUGGAAGGAUUUGUAAUCGACGUAGAAUGGGCGCUCUACGGCAGAUCAUCUGUAAGCCAGCCUUGUCCUCACGACAAGGCUGAAACCAUCUGCAUCAAGAAAGACACUGUCCAUGAGACACUCCGGAGAAUCCGUGAUCUCUGCCAAGGGAAUAACUCUUGCAGCUUUGUCGCUAACACAAACACAGUGCUCGGUAACGACCCUUGUCCUGGUAUCUACAAGUUUCUUGAGCUGCGCUAUGUGUGCAAGUAGAGACAGUGAUAUCUACAAGUACCUUGAAAUACGCUAUGUGUACAAGUAGAGACAUGGUAUCUACAAGUUUCUUGAACUGCGCUAUGUGUGCAAGAUGAUAUCUACAAGUACCUUGAGCUACGCUCUAUGUGUACAAGUAGAGACAUGAUAUCUACAAGAACCUUGAAAUACGCUAUGUGUGCAAGAUGAUAUCUACAAGUAUCUUGAACUGCGCUAUGUGUGCAAGAUGAUAUCUACAAGUACCUUGAGCUACGCUAUGUGUGCAAGUAUAGACAUGAUAUCUACAAGUACCUUGAGCUAUGCUAUGUGUGCAAGAUGAUAUCUACAAGUAUCUUGAACUGCGCUAUGUGGGCAAGAUGAUAAUGUACAAGUACUUUUAGCUACGCUGUUUCGAAGCAGGGCUCAGUACGUCUUUAAAAUCUUCAAUUGAUUAAUCAGUGUAGAGAAAAGUGCUAGAAAGUUAUAAAAAAAACUACCACCAAGCGUGUUUGUUAUACUAACAGUGCUUAGCUUGCUUUCGUGGCCUCCUUGUGGAUAUUAUAUUUUGAAGUAUACCUUCUCAAACUUUUGUAUUAGUGGCCACAGGGCGCAAAUCAGACUAAUUACACACCUUUUUCACAAUAUUAUAAUUCAUGUGUUAUGUUACCGUCACAGCGGGGCUGCUUGUUAAUGAAACGCUAGUGCAAUACUUUCCAUAACAUACUGGAACAUUAUUAAAAGACAACACCUA
Molecule: messenger RNA, 1923 nt
Organism: Nematostella vectensis (starlet sea anemone)
Lineage: Eukaryota; Metazoa; Cnidaria; Anthozoa; Actiniaria; Edwardsiidae
Product: latrophilin Cirl
Exons: 5
Coding region: 447-1193 (248 amino acids)
Molecular function (GO): carbohydrate binding
Source: RefSeq, a predicted model, not a curated record